UUUGUCCAAUGAGAGAACACUUGGGGGCUGAAGGCAGACUGCUGUUUACUCUAGUGCACUACCUAGCUGAUUCGCAUCUUUUUUGUUUCUUUUAAAUUAACAGAGACAAUGAUGUGUGAAAGAUACUUUGUCAUGAUCUUUGCACUGCCGAGGCAACAAGACUCUUCCUGAUUGCUAUAAGAACCUGAAGACACCUUCAUCAUGACCCUGUCAGAUUUCAUUGGAGCUUUGAAGGACAACCCUUACUUUGGAGCAGGCUUUGGGCUUGUUGGCAUUGGCACAGCACUUGCAGUUGCCCGAAAGGGGGCACAGAUUGGCAUGAUCUUCUUUAGAAGACAUUACAUGAUCACACUGGAGGUCCCCAGCAGAGAUAAAAGUUAUCACUGGCUGUUAAGCUGGAUUACAAAACAUGCCAAACACACGCAGCAUCUAAGUGUUGAGACCUCUUAUAUGCAGCAUGAGAGUGGGCGAGUCCAUACACAGUUCGACUUUCAUCCCAGUCCGGGCAACCACAUUAUUUGGUACGGAAGGAAGUGGAUCAGAGUGGAGAGAACCAGAGAGAAGCAGAUGGUGGACCUGCACACUGGAACUCCAUGGGAGUCUGUCACCUUCACUGCUCUGGGUAGAGACAGGCAGAUAUUCUUCAAUAUACUCCAAGAAGCUCGUGAACUUGCUUUAAGACAAGAAGAAGGUCGGACUGUGAUGUACACUGCCCUUGGAGCAGAGUGGAGGCCUUUUGGGUUUCCUAGGCGACGGCGGCCCCUGUCAUCAGUGGUUCUGGAGAAUGGAGUGGCAGAGAGGAUUGUUGAUGAUGUGAAGGAGUUCAUCGGCAAUCCCAAGUGGUACACUGACAGAGGUAUUCCAUAUAGGAGGGGCUAUCUGCUGUAUGGACCCCCAGGCUGUGGGAAGAGCAGUUUCAUAACUGCGCUGGCAGGCGAGUUGGGCUAUAGCAUCUGUCUAAUGAGUCUCAGUGACCGCAGUCUGUCUGACGAUCGUCUCAACCACCUGCUGAGCGUCGCUCCACAGCAAAGCAUCAUCCUACUGGAGGACGUGGAUGCAGCCUUCGUCAGCCGCGAGCUGAUACCCACAGAGAAUCCACUGGCCUAUCAGGGCAUGGGAAGACUCACUUUCAGUGGACUUUUGAAUGCUCUGGAUGGAGUGGCAUCUUCAGAGGCCCGAAUUGUGUUUAUGACUACUAAUUUCAUUGAAAGAUUGGACCCCGCUCUUGUAAGGCCUGGACGGGUUGAUCUGAAGCAGUACGUGGGCUACUGCUCCCAUUGGCAGCUGACUCAAAUGUUCCGGAGGUUUUACCCUCAGGAGUCUGCGGCUGAGGCCGAGCGAUACGCAGAGCAAGCGCUGGCAGCACACCCAGAGCUUAGCGCCGCUCAGGUUCAAGGACACUUCAUGCUCUAUAAAACAGACCCGGUUGGCUCUAUCAAAAAUAUCGAUAAGAUAAAGAUGUGA
This is a messenger RNA of Myxocyprinus asiaticus (Chinese sucker), 1464 nucleotides long. RefSeq names its product mitochondrial chaperone BCS1. The transcript has 8 exons. Gene Ontology annotation, molecular function: ATP binding; ATP hydrolysis activity. The record is from RefSeq and is a predicted model, not a curated record. Gene Ontology annotation, biological process: mitochondrial respiratory chain complex III assembly; protein insertion into mitochondrial inner membrane from matrix. Bases 202 to 1464 code for a protein of 420 amino acids. Lineage: Eukaryota; Metazoa; Chordata; Actinopteri; Cypriniformes; Catostomidae. Gene Ontology annotation, cellular component: mitochondrial inner membrane.